This is a messenger RNA of Auxenochlorella protothecoides, 582 nucleotides long. RefSeq lists its product as hypothetical. The coding region runs from base 1 to 582 and encodes 193 amino acids. The transcript is spliced from 3 exons. The record is from RefSeq and is a predicted model, not a curated record. Gene Ontology annotation, molecular function: phosphoric diester hydrolase activity. Lineage: Eukaryota; Viridiplantae; Chlorophyta; Trebouxiophyceae; Chlorellales; Chlorellaceae. Gene Ontology annotation, biological process: lipid metabolic process.
AUGUUCGCCUGCCCAGGGGAUCUGGUGCACACCUUCAUGCAGGUGGAUGUCGCGCGCACCAAGGAUGGGCGGCUGGUGGUGCUGCAUGCCCGUGAGCUGGCCGCCUUGACAGGCACCAGUGGCAAGCAGGACAACAUGCAGCCCACUGACCUGCCAGUCAUGACCUCUGCUGUGGCUGCACUGCUGCGAGAGGUCCCAUGCCCAAACUGCAUCGUUUGGGGGAAGUUUGAUGAGCUGGCACUGGCGCUUCGCCAGGCUGUCCCAGGUCAGAGCGUGGGCUACGUCGUCAUGAACGAGACCGCCGAGGUGCGAAGUGCAGGGUGGGACGUCCCCCUCCGCUCCCCCGAGGCUCAAGUGACGGCGCUGCACUAUGCCAUGGCCUCCACCCAGCUCCUGGACCUCCUCCAUGCCGCUGCAAAGCGGGUGAUCGUGUGGACCGCCAAUGCGCCGCACAUGGUGCGACUGGCUCUGGACGCGGGGGCGGACGGUGUCGUGACCAGCUACCCAAAGAUGGUGCAGAAGGCGCUGAUGCAGCGGCGAGACGCAUGUCUCCGGCUGUAUGGACAUGCGCCCGUGGGCUGA